CACGUCGUUAGAUUAUUUUUUAUUUUUUUUUCAAGCAUUGCGGAAAAAUCUCAUUAUUCCAAUCAUUUUCUUCUUUCCACGAAUUCACCGUCUUCCCAUUUUCAAAUCACAAAUCUAAGUCGUCCAUUAUUAGAAUUCAAGCUUCCGUUCUCUUGUCGACGCAUCGCCCCUUCCACUAUGAUGAUUGAUGACCUAAAUAAUCCUCUCCGUUUCUCUGUCGUUGUUUCUUCUUCCAUCCCUUUCUUGGCUCUUCUAAACCAAGCCAGAAACCGGAAUCCUUCCUUUCUUAUCACAAGUGAAAUACAACAUAGUGAGCCCAAACACCGAUCCGGCCCAGGCCCACAAUUUAUUGAGAACUUGAGAUGCAAACAGGCGCAUUCAAAUUUUGAAAUCCCACAAAGAAAGAGAAUUCUAGAGAGAGAGAGAGAGAGAAGGAAAAUCAGAACAGAGAGUCAUUACAACCGGCGGCAGUGGCAAGGAUGAUGAAGUCGUACUACAAGCAGAAGAAACCCAACCGGAGCGACGCCGUCGGCAAACCCUCAAAGUCAAUCAAGAAGAAAUCCCCGGCCGCCUUGAUCACUUCUCCCCACGGCGCUCCCCAUCUCCAAGAGGAUGUGGAGAAAUCCGAGCAGGUGCUGAGGGAAUUUGACAUGAACAUGGCCUACGGACCUUGCAUCGGAAUGACGAGAAUGGCCCGCUGGCAGCGAGCUCAACGCCUGGGCCUCGAUCCUCCCGGCGACGUCAAGAAUCUCCUGGACUCGGGCAAAACCGAGACGAAGAGCCUCUGGGACGAUCGUGUCUAGAAAGAAACCCUAACUUGUCCG
Messenger RNA from Linum trigynum, 824 nucleotides. The record is from the annotation of a GenBank genome assembly. NCBI's taxonomy places the organism in Eukaryota, Viridiplantae, Streptophyta, Magnoliopsida, Malpighiales, Linaceae.